AUGCCCGCUGGAGUAACUUGGGGUCAAUAUAUUUCUUUUUCCAUGGCGGCUUUGGUCUCAAUGAUAGCAGGAUCACAAAUGGUUCACAUGCAUUAUCAUCCAUUGGAGGACCUACAAAAGUAUAUUAAUAAAGAAUUAGAGAACUUCCCAGAGAAUAUGCAAGAAAAGAUAAAACAGGAGCUCAAGGAAGAAGGUGUGUUAAAAUGAAGUGUACCAGAAAAAUAUAUGCAUAAUGCAGUGCUAAUAUUAAUGAUAAUGUUGUAGUUAAAUUAGUAUAAUAUUUAACAA
Molecule: messenger RNA, 288 nt
Organism: Nymphalis io (European peacock)
Lineage: Eukaryota; Metazoa; Arthropoda; Insecta; Lepidoptera; Nymphalidae
Gene: sloth2
Product: protein brawnin
Exons: 1
Coding region: 1-207 (68 amino acids)
Biological process (GO): mitochondrial respiratory chain complex III assembly
Source: RefSeq, a predicted model, not a curated record